Messenger RNA from Camelus dromedarius (Arabian camel), 1441 nucleotides. RefSeq names its product cholesterol 25-hydroxylase (gene CH25H). Gene Ontology annotation, cellular component: endoplasmic reticulum membrane. Gene Ontology annotation, molecular function: iron ion binding; C-4 methylsterol oxidase activity; steroid hydroxylase activity. The transcript has a single exon. The record is from RefSeq and is a predicted model, not a curated record. Gene Ontology annotation, biological process: sterol biosynthetic process; cholesterol metabolic process. NCBI's taxonomy places the organism in Eukaryota, Metazoa, Chordata, Mammalia, Artiodactyla, Camelidae. Bases 397 to 1224 code for a protein of 275 amino acids.
AUGCACUGAUUGUAAAGGAGCUCUUUCUGGUGGUGAUGGAAGUAUUCUCUGUCUUGUUUAGGGGUGGUAGGGACCCAUGAAUUGAGUUGUCAACACUCGUAGAAACUCUAAAGAUCUGUGCAUUGUAUCGUGUGUAAAUUGAACGUCAAUUAACAAAUCAGAACAUAAUCCUGCGAGCAUAGAAGUCACUACGUGCGAUUGCGUAAUUGCAUACAUAAAUGCGGAUUAAAUGCAACUAUAAAGAUGGGUAUUUAUAGCAACUAGGCGCUAUUCCUUGGGGUUAUUUAUGCAAGCUCCGCGAAGCCGGGAAAGGGAAAGAAAAGGCUGCUGACAUCACUCUGGGCGGGGCCGAAAGCUCUAAGAAAAGUCAGUGGCGCUGGAGCCGCCGCCGCUGCCAUGCACAACCUCACCAUGAGCCGCCACAACGGCUCCGAGCUCCACAUCCUAUGUAGCUCUGGCCAUCUGUUCCUGCAGCCCCUCUGGGACCGCCUGAGGACCUGGGAAGCCCUCAUCCAGUCGCCUUUCUUCCCCGUCGUCUUCUCCAUCACCACCUACGUGGGCUUCUGCCUCCCCUUCGUGGUGCUGGACAUCAUCUGCCCCUGGGUGCCGGCGCUGCGGCGCUACAAGAUCCACCCGGACUUCUCGCCGUCAGUGCGGCAGCUGCUGCCCUGCCUGGGGCUGACACUCUACCACCACGUGGUGUUCAUUUUCCCCAUGACGCUGCUGCACUGGGUGGCCAGCCGGGCCCCGCUGCCCCCCGAAGCCCCCGAGCUGCUGCAGGUGGCGCGCCACGUCGUGUUCUGCCUGCUCCUCUUCGAUGCUGAGUUCUUCGUAUGGCAUGUGCUGCACCACAAAGUGCCCUGGCUGUACCGGUCCUUCCACAAGAUGCACCACCAGAACUCAUCUUCAUUCGCACUGGCCACGCAGUACGUGAGUGUCUGGGAGCUGUUUUCCUUGGGUUUCUUUGACAUGGUGAACGUCUUGCUGCUCCGGUGCCACCCGCUGACUGUCCUCAUCUUCCACGUGGUCAACAUCUGGCUGUCAGUGGAGGACCACUCCGGCUACGACUUCCCCUGGUCCACACACAGACUGGUACCUUUCGGGUGGUAUGGGGGCGUGGCGCACCACGACAUGCAUCACUCUCAGUUUAACUGCAACUUCGCCCCUUACUUCACACACUGGGACAGAAUCCUGGGAACGCUGCAGUCUGCUCAUGCCAAGUAAUGUGCACCCCUCCCCACAGAGUAUGUGGCGGUGGUGAGCAGUGGGUGCACCUCAGACCUUGUACAUUUCACACUUGAAUCAAGAGAGACACACUUGACUUUGUUUCGUCAGUAACUUAUUAUCUGAUGGAAACUUAUAGGUAAAAUCUGCUGUAUUUUUAUACAGUCUAAUAAAAUAAUUUAUAUAAUGUUUGUAUAUCAACGACUUUGUUCUUAAU